AUGCCGGCGGCUGGGGGACGAGGAAGCGGACGCGUCAUCAUGGUCUCCACUGGAUCUUCGGCACGCUCCGCUGCUCCUGUUCGACGAACACGGCGAGGGCAAGGCGACCGACGGCGGCGGGAUGUUCCUAUUGUACAGCAUCCCCAGCAAGCAAGUGCUGCGCAGGAGGGUGGGCGAGAUGAAGGAUCACCGAUACUGGACCGCGCCGCAGGGCUGGGUCCUCAUGGCGGCCCGCGGCGGCGCCGUGACUUUCCUGUGGGACCCGUUCAUCGGCGCAAGGAUCAGCCUGCCCCCCGACCGCGAGGGUUUCCUAGGAGACGACGACGGCCUCAAGAGCAAGAGGUGCCUUCUCUCGUGCAAGUCGCCAGUCCAUCAUCAUCGUCCAAGCCGCAGCUGCCUCGUCCUGGUCGUCGACUUUGCCGACACGGUGCUCUGGUACUGCCAGCUUGGGGUCAGAGGGAUGGAGAAGACGUCGACCGCCAGUGGCUGAAGCACGAGUACGGGACGGUCGACGGCAUGAGCCGCCUUGCCUGGAGUCUCACGUCCGUGGGUAACAAGUUCCUCAUGGACCUCGUCUGGCGGACGGACAAUUGCAAGGUUGUGACGCUCGAGUUCUCGCCGGAACCCCAGUUCACCGUGAUCCCCGUGGAGGCCGUGGACAGGGACAGCUGGCCCUGGCCGCCACAUAACGGCACUUCCAAAUAUGCGUGGGUAGAAUCACAGGGGUGCCUGUUCUACGUCCGCUUCUGCUAUUCAGACUGCUCGCUCGGCAAUCGUUCCAUUGUCAGCGUCGAGGUUUCAAAGCUUGAUUUGUUGGCACGGGCCUGGGCGAAAGUAGGGACGCUCGACGGCAGGGCGUUCCUGCUUGUUCAUCCUUGGAUCCACAUGAAGCCGGCUCCGGCUUGA
Molecule: messenger RNA, 906 nt
Organism: Miscanthus lutarioriparius
Lineage: Eukaryota; Viridiplantae; Streptophyta; Magnoliopsida; Poales; Poaceae
Source: the annotation of a GenBank genome assembly